AUGUGGUUUCUGUUUGCUGCUGCACCCUACGCAGCUGGUCUUGUUUUCUUUCUCUUUAUAUACUUCCUUGCAGUUCCUUAUGUUGAAUACCUUCGAGAUCCCAAGGGUCUAAGAAAAUACCCCAAUCUCUCCCCUUUCUCUGGGUUCUCUGCAAUUCCAUUCAUGCUGCUUGCUGGUCGCGGGUUUCGAUCAAUGGAGCUGAUGGAAAUGCAUAAGAAAAGCCCAGUCAUCCGAACAGGGCCGAACCAACUAUCAUACGGAGACGUCCGCGCCCUCAAGGAUAUCUAUGGCCAUAACACCAAGUGCACAAAAGAUCCCUCAUAUGUCAUCACAGCCGGGACCCAUUAUAACCUAGCAGAUGUCGUCGACAAGCCAGACCAUGCUCGUAAGCGCAAGGUCCUUUCCUCAGCCUAUGCACUGAAAAACCUCGAGACCUGGGAAUACAAAGUCACAGACAAAGUCCAACGGAUGUUCAAACACUUUGACAAAGUCUGCACGGAACCUGCCUCGGAGGAUGUCACAUCAGGAAAAGUUGCACCGGCCAAGAAAGACCUCUCACUCAACUUCCGAGCCUGGGCCAACUUUUUCACCCUCGACGCUAUCGCCGAUAUUGGUCUCUCAGAAAAACUCGGUUUCCUAGACCAAGGCUCAGACAUGUGCGUGGCCGAACGCAAAGACGGCUCCACAUACGAGACCAGCCUCCGCGACGCUCUCUACCCAACCGCCCGCAAACAAUCCUACAUCCUGUGGGACUAUGGCUGGUACCCGGUCCUCAACAAGCUGGUGAACGUCAUCCCAUUCUUUGGGCGAAUGCAGACCUCAGCAGAUAACUGGGAAAACAUCAUGUGGCGCCGCGGCAGCGAGAGACUACGUCGCUACGAAGCCGGCGAAAAACUAGAUGACUUCUUCCAGGCUCUGAUGGAAGACAAAAAUGGAAGUCCCAACAACCUCGAAUGGGGCGAAGUCGUCGCCGAGUGCAACAUCAUGAUGAAUGCUGGUAGCGUUACCACCGCCAUCGCCAUCACCAACGUGUUGUACCAGCUGCUUCGCAACCCCGAUACAUUGGCUAAGCUCCGCGAGGAACUUGAUGCUAUCCUGGAUGAAGAUGAGAUCGUCGCGGACUAUGAUAAGAUCAAGCACUUGCCCUACCUGCGCGCUUGUCUAGAUGAAUCUCUGCGCAUCUUCCCCCCGACUUCACAUGGCCUCCCUCGCGCGACGCCACCGGAGGGGACGAACAUUCUCGGCGAGUGGGUUGCUGGUGAUACAUCAGUCAGCAUGUCUGCCCUGGUGGCACACCGCGACGAAGGUGUAUUCCCCAAUGCGGACCAGUACAUUCCCGAGCGGUGGUUAGGUGAAGAGGGCAAGGCAUUGCAGCCGUAUCUAGUUGCGUUCUCUGCGGGCGCUCGAUCUUGCAUUGGUCGUAAUAUCUCAUACCUCGAGCAGACUAAGGCUAUUGCUUCAAUUGUGCAUCGUUAUGACUUUGCUCUUGCUUAUCCUGGGUGGGAGUUGAAGAGAGAAGAGACUAUGAAUUUGAUUCUGGGUGAUAUGCCUGUCAAAAUAUGGCGGAGGGGCAUGGGGACUACUGGGGCAUAG
Penicillium nucicola is the source of this 1593-nucleotide messenger RNA. Its product is annotated as cytochrome P450. The transcript is spliced from 2 exons. Gene Ontology annotation, molecular function: oxidoreductase activity, acting on paired donors, with incorporation or reduction of molecular oxygen; monooxygenase activity; iron ion binding. The coding region runs from base 1 to 1593 and encodes 530 amino acids. NCBI's taxonomy places the organism in Eukaryota, Fungi, Ascomycota, Eurotiomycetes, Eurotiales, Aspergillaceae. The record is from RefSeq and is a predicted model, not a curated record.